Molecule: messenger RNA, 1080 nt
Organism: Trifolium pratense (red clover)
Lineage: Eukaryota; Viridiplantae; Streptophyta; Magnoliopsida; Fabales; Fabaceae
Product: multiple organellar RNA editing factor 2, chloroplastic-like
Exons: 4
Coding region: 75-776 (233 amino acids)
Biological process (GO): mitochondrial mRNA modification; cytidine to uridine editing
Cellular component (GO): mitochondrion
Source: RefSeq, a predicted model, not a curated record
UAUAUAUACGACAGGAAAAACCCUAAUCUCGCAAAACCCUCAUUUUCCCUUUCGUUCUCUCCUUCAGAUCAAUCAUGGCGAGAGCAAUUGCAUCAUCCUUCACACGCCUCUCCACACAAUUCACAACGCGCCUUCUCUCCACCACCACUUCUGGCGCCGCCGCCGCACUCUCCAAAUCAUCAUCCAUCUCAUCUCGUCGUUUCACUGUCCCUAUGUCACAAGCCAUCCUCCAAUCGCUCUCUCCGGCAGCCCGUUUCGGCGGAAUCCGUGGCGAUUCAACAUACUCGCCACUCAACUCGGGAUCAUCCCCCUCCAAUUUCAACGAACGACCACCUAAUGACAUGGCUCCACUCUUCCCUGGAUGCGAUUACAAUCACUGGCUUAUCGUUAUGGAUGGCGGCGGUGAAGGUGUUACCAAACAGCAGAUGAUUGAUUCUUACGUCCAAACCCUCGCAAAAGUUCUUGGAAGUGAGGAGGAAGCUAAGAAGAAGAUUUACAAUGUCUCUUGUGAGAGGUAUUAUGGAUUUGGCUGUGAGAUUGAUGAAGAGACUUCUAAUAAGCUGGAAGGGUUACCUGGAGUUCUGUUUGUCCUCCCUGAUUCCUAUGUUGAUCCUGAGUACCAGGACUAUGGUGCUGAACUAUAUGUUAAUGGAGAGAUUGUCCAGAGAUCACCUGAAAGACAAAGAAGGGUGGAGCCACAGCCACAAAGGCAUAAUGACAGGCCAAGAUAUAAUGAUAAAACAAAGAAUGUCAGGCGCAGGGAAAAUGUGCGUUGAAGGUCCAGUUUGAAUGAAGGAGAGGGACCUGAUGUACAUAAUGUGGAAGUCCUGCAUUAUAUGCAACUUCCUUCAUGCCUAUGGAAUUCUGUUGUGGUAGUUACUGAAUGUGUUUGUAAUUGGACCCAUGUCAGGUGUAUUCCUCUCUGUUUUCGCUUUAUUCAUAAGAAUAGAAUCUUGAUCAUGGCCCUAAAUCAAUUUAAACUCUUUUAGAAUCAAAAAAAGAAUCUUGAGCAUGCAUAUUGAAUGUUGAGUUGAUGUAUUGUCAUGAAAUAGGUUAUUAAUUAAGAUGAUUUUUAUUUUA